AUUUGAAAAUUUCUAAUCGAACUCAUACUAUGAUGUGAAUGAAUUAAACUAAAUUAUUGGGUUUAUACAGGUCAAAAUUUUAAUUUCUAGCAUCUCUAUGACAAUUCACAAUACUCGUAGUUGAGCCUUGAGUUGGUUUAGCCGAAAAAAAAAAAAAACCCGAAAAAUUGGUGAAAACGAAAGAGGAGGAGCGGGAAGUUAAACCCUACACUACGGUGGCCGAGAAAUUACACAGAAAUAAAAAAUGGAGAAAACAGUGGCGACAUUGGAGACUGGAACUGUAUGUUCUGCUUGGAAUUACAGCGCUCAAAGAUUAGCUACUGGUUCCAUCAAUGGCCUCCUCACUAUCUUCGAUUCUCCUGACCCUGCUUCUUCUUCUCCAUUUUCUCCUUCUUCCUCCUUUCAGGUACAUGAGGGUAGCAUUGUGAAGGUGUUAUGGGUUCCUCCAGAGUAUGGAGAUGCUGUCGCGUGCGUUUUGGAUGAUGGUACUUUGUCAUUGUGGGAAGAAGUCGCAGGAGAUGGGCAAUCGCUUCAGUGGAAGAUUUGCACUAAGUUUCUGAAUAAAAAUGCCCGUGUAUUGGAUAUCCAAUUUGGAGGUUCCUCUACUUGUUUGAAGUUGGUUGCUGCAUAUUCAGAUGGUUAUGUCAAAGUCUACGAGCUUCAUAAUCCCUUGGACCUGAACACUUGGCAACUUCAGGCUGAGUUCCAGAAUGUUAUUGACUCGGUAUCUAAAUUUGCAAAAGCUUCAUGCUUAUCAGCAUCCAUAUCGUGGAUUCCACAAAAAGGUGAAAGCCAGCAAUUGAGCUUUGUUCUGGGGUUCAAUUCAGAUGUACCACAACUCAAUUCUUCCAAGGUCUGGGAGUUUGAUCAAUUACAUCAAAGGUGGCUUACUGUUGCUGAGUUAGCUUUACCUGAAAACAGUGGUGAAAACAGUGGUGAUCCAGUGCAUGCUGUUGCUUGGGCUCCAAAUAUUUGCAGGCCAUAUGAAAUCAUCUCUGUUGCUACUCAGAUGGGUAUAGCAAUAUGGCAUGUUGGUUUGAACCCUGAUGUUGACGGGCAUCUCUCAGUGGAGAAGAUAGCUUUGUUAUCAGGUCAUCAAGGCGAGGUAUGGCAAAUGGAGUGGGAUAUGAGCGGAAUGACAUUGGCAACCACUGGGAGUGAUGGGGUGGUCAGGCUUUGGCAAUCUAAUCUGAAUGGUGUCUGGCAUGAGCAGGCAGUCUUGGAACCUACUUCGUAACCUUGUAACUGUCCCUUGUAUUACGAAGUAUCUCAGUUGACCUGCAGGGCUGUAUUAUAGUACUGUAUGCAUAGGAUUUGCCUAGAAUUUCUUUUGGUAAUCAAAUACUAGAGCAGAUUUGGAAAUACGAUAUGGGUUUUUCACGAGUCUUGCCAUUUGUAUUGCAUCUUGCAUAUUGUAGUUGCGAAUGACUGCUUUAACAACCAAUUUUCGUUUAAAGCAACAUUAAC
Molecule: messenger RNA, 1467 nt
Organism: Chenopodium quinoa (quinoa)
Lineage: Eukaryota; Viridiplantae; Streptophyta; Magnoliopsida; Caryophyllales; Amaranthaceae
Product: protein SEH1-like
Exons: 8
Coding region: 245-1237 (330 amino acids)
Biological process (GO): cellular response to amino acid starvation; positive regulation of TORC1 signaling
Cellular component (GO): nuclear pore outer ring; Seh1-associated complex
Molecular function (GO): structural molecule activity; protein binding
Source: RefSeq, a predicted model, not a curated record